AUGGAGAACUUCCCCUUCUUUCCCACCUACACCGACAUGACCGGCUUGCUCUCGCCGGCGCUGGAACCGACCCCUUCGCGUCAGGCUUCGCCAUCCGUUCCGCAACCACGCGGUCGACGAUAUGGACGCCGCCGCGCCAGAGCUCGCCGUCACCACCACCAAGAGCAGAACAGAAUCCAGCAGGAAGGCAACGAAGCCGUCCUCAAGCGCCUCGAUAAGAUCGCCGACACUCUCGAGUUCUUGGCCGACAGAGCCAUCGGAGCUGACGUGCCGAACCGCAAAGAGACCACCGCUCCCGCUUCCGCUUGCUCCUGCGAGCAGUACACCAUUUGCGAGAACCAGAGCGUCACUCAACGCUCGGAGUCCCCCGGAGGCCCAUGCGAUCGUGUCCUGUCCAACCUGCCGCCGUUUCCCCACGCCAUCUACCCCUGGCACCACAAGAAGCCGUUCGUGUCCGACCCACGGGACACAGAAGAAUGGCCUGCGUUGAGCCAACAUGAGCGCAACAGCGUCGACGAUGAUGGCAAGAAGAAGGAACAGUCCAGCACGUCGGAGGCAUGUACCGAUUUCGCUGCAAGUAUCGUCAAUGAGCCUAGCGCCUCGUUCUUCCUCCUGGAAAUGGAGCUGAACAUGACGCGCGACCGCCUGCGCUACCUCCGCGAGACAGCUGACACCGCACCCAUCGAGAUUGUCCGCGACGCCGUGCGGCAGUUGACCUACGGCCUCGAGGAGGCUAUCAGUGCGGACCUUGAUCGCUUGCGCAUCAUCAAUGACGCCCGAGAACGAGCUUUCCUCUCAGAUCAAGCCGGCUUUACUGCGCCUGCUCAGAGCGGCACGGGCUCCGUUCCGGGAACGUGUUUUUCGGAAGUCAAAUCAGAGGCCGGUGGUGCGGACAGCGCCCCUCUGCAGAUGCCGCGCUCUGGGUCCAUUGGUAGCCGCAGAUCUCGUGGUAGCAAGUAUGGCACGCCUUCUGGAUCUACCGACGGCACUGCGGAGACUGGGAGUUGGACUCGGGUUGGCAACGAGGAUCAGGCUUAUGACAGCAUGUAG
This is a messenger RNA of Anthostomella pinea, 1050 nucleotides long. Lineage: Eukaryota; Fungi; Ascomycota; Sordariomycetes; Xylariales; Xylariaceae. The record is from the annotation of a GenBank genome assembly.